CCAAACACAAUAUCUCAUUACUAAACCUUUCAACAUUUCUUUUAUCUUAAAUUUCAUUCCUCUCAAAUUUAACUAAACAAUAUCUCAUGGCUCCUGCUCUUCAACAAGCUAUAACCACCGAUGCAUCAUCGGACGUUACCAUCACUGGAAAGAUAUACACACGAGUUCGUCUCGCUACGAAAUCUGAUCUUUCUCAUAUAUACAAAUUGUUUUACCAAAUCCAUGAAUACCAUAACUAUACUCAUUUAUACAAAGCUACCGAGUCCUCCUUAGCCAAAUUGCUCUUUAAAGAAAAUCCUCUUCCUCUUUUCUACGGUCCAUCCGUACUUCUACUUGAAGUCUCUCCAACACCUUUUGACGAACCUAAAAAUACUACAGACGAAGGGUUCAAGCCUGUCCUUACAACGUUUGACCUUAAAUUCCCAGUCGUAGAAGGACAAGUUGAGGAAUUCCGAUCCAAAUAUGAUGAUAAGAGUGAUGCUUACAUCGCGGGAUAUGCUUUCUUUUACGCGAAUUAUUCAUGUUUCAAUGAUAAGCCUGGAUUCUAUUUUGAGAGUCUUUACUUCAGAGAGAGUUAUAGAAAGUUGGGAAUGGGGAAGUUGUUGUUUGGAACAGUUUCGUCCAUUGCUGCGGACAAUGGGUUCGUAUCGGUCGAUGGAAUAGUAGCAGUUUGGAAUAAGAAGUCAUAUGAUUUUUACAUAAAUAUGGGAGUUGAAAUAUUUGAUGAAUUUAGAUAUGGGAAGUUGCAUGGUGAAAAUCUUCAAAAGUAUGCACAUAACAAGGGGGAAAUUGAGGAAGAGACCUGUUAGUGGUGUUGUUUUAUUCUUAUAAAAAUUGUGUAAUUUAUCAAUUUCUUCAUAUUUUCUUUUACUAAAAGAAGUUGUAAUAUCUUUAAUUUGUGGUUGAAAAAUAUUAAAAUUGAUUAUGUAUUGUA
This is a messenger RNA of Solanum pennellii, 934 nucleotides long. RefSeq names its product tyramine N-feruloyltransferase 4/11-like. The transcript has a single exon. The record is from RefSeq and is a predicted model, not a curated record. Gene Ontology annotation, molecular function: N-acetyltransferase activity. Bases 87 to 809 code for a protein of 240 amino acids. Lineage: Eukaryota; Viridiplantae; Streptophyta; Magnoliopsida; Solanales; Solanaceae.